AAAAAUUGUUCAUAUCGUAUCCACCUAAUCACGGCCGUUGGAUUAAUGCGAUAUUCAUUCACAGAAAUAUAUUGGAUUGGACGAUCCUAAUUUUUUAUUUGAUGAAACAACCAAAUCCAAAUCCAAAUCCAUGUGAUUAGAUAGAGUUUCCGAUACGCAACUCAAGUUUCUUUUUUGGUAAGCACCGCUUACAAGCCCUAUAUAUAUAUACUCUUGCUCAUUAUCUCUUUCAUAUUUCGAUUUCGACAUACACUGAAACCCUAGCCACAUGAUGAUCAAGAACGAAGAGAAGAUGAGAGUAAGGAUUGCGAAGGAGAGAUCUGACUUAUGCGACUGGACUGCUGCUGCAAUUAAGGCUACUUACAACACACGGAACCCAUGCGAAGUCGAGAGAUGCAUCGAUGUGUUGAAGCACUUGAAGUCUCUGUCUCUUUCCGCGAAGGAUAUAGAAUUGUCUGAAUCAAUAGUUAAGCUGGAGACUUUGAGAAGCCAUAGGAACCCUAGGAUCCGUAAGGAAGCUCAAGCCUUGUUUCAUUCAUGGUUGAAGACAUUCUACACACACGGAAGCGACAACUCUUUCGAUGUUACCAAGGCUCGUUUGAAGACGAAGAAGCAUGUUCUAACAAGGUGUUCGGAGUUGAAGAUGAAGAAAGAAGAUGAGAGAUCAUUAACUCGUGAAACAGAGAAGAUUCAAGCAAGGAACAGCUUUUUGGCGUUGAAGCAGAAAGAGGAUCAUAAAGCUAAGGCUUGUGACGAGAAAUAUGUUAAGAAAGAGACAAAGACCAAUCUAAAGCCGCUCAACGUGAAGACAAGACGUGUCGCUUUGGAGGAUGUUACGACCAAGAAGCCACGUGAAGAUGUACUAAGUUCUGGUUCAUGUAUAAAGAAGACUAAAACAGAAAAGGAGCUGAAGAAAAAGAAAGUGGAUGAGAUGGUGAAGUUGUUCGAAGCAGCAAAGAAAGCUGCUGAUGUGGCCAAUGCUAAGGGCGUUCUCUCAGGUAAAGCAGAGGCGUCUCGCUGCGUUGACGCUCUCUCGUUACUGAUGGAAAUCAAUAUUACUCCAAAACCAAAAGAACCAAGGAGGAUGAUGGAUAAGCUUGAGGGACUUACAAAACAUAAAGACCGCAAGAUUUGCCAUGCUGCAUCAGCCCUUCUUCACCUUUGGAGACAGAGAAUCAGAGAACAAGAACGUAAAGAGUCAUCUACCAAGACGUUUGCUAACAACUUUCGUAAAUCUCAUUAGAUAUGUGCGGUCUAGUCAUUUGUACGCAUUGUAUUGUUGAGUGAUGAGCAAGUAUACUAGUGGAUUUCCGGGAUGUUAAUUACAUCAUCCCGGCGAGAUGUAGGGUUCCACAUUGGAACCUGAACUCGUAAAACUCUUUGUGUCUUUUACUUUUCUCUGCUUUGUUUUGUUACACACGAGAGAGAUCGAGAGAGAAAGAAGUAGAGAACCAAUCAUGAUGAGUGUCUCCAAAACAAUCGUUCACAUAUACGAAGUUCAGAUUAUAAACCUCGCAAUAGGGUUAAGGAUUUUUAAA
This is a messenger RNA of Arabidopsis lyrata subsp. lyrata, 1538 nucleotides long. RefSeq lists its product as uncharacterized. The record is from RefSeq and is a predicted model, not a curated record. Lineage: Eukaryota; Viridiplantae; Streptophyta; Magnoliopsida; Brassicales; Brassicaceae. The transcript has a single exon. The coding region runs from base 269 to 1243 and encodes 324 amino acids. Gene Ontology annotation, cellular component: nucleus.